AUGAGCGAUCUUGUUGUCAAUCAGAAAUCCUUGCCGGAUAUAUCGAAACCAAAAUGGGAUCAGAGCACGUACAUCGGUAAGAGAAUGUUUCUGUGCACACCACAAAAACAUAUUCAGGUCGCACAAAACACUUCUUCUCCUCCACCAGUCCGUUGACCUUGUUUUCCUCGGCGGCCAGACAGGAAAAGUGUCGCCAGAUUGUCGUGGAUUACAAGAAAGGGAUCAUCAGUCCGACGUUGACUGUGGACGAAUUAUGGAGGGCCAAGGCACUCUACGACUCCACGUACCAUCCGGACUCCGGAGAGAAAAUGUUCUUUCUGGGGAGAAUGAGUGCACAGGUAACAGGAUAGCCGUCUCAGUGACUAGAAACCGUUCCCAGAUGCCCGGAAACAUGGUCAUCACCGGAAUGCUGCUCAGUCUCUACCGUACUUUCCCCGGCGUCGUCUUCUCCCACUGGAUCAACCAAUCCUUCAACGCCGUCGUUAACUACACUAACAGAAGCGGCAACAACAAGGCCACGAACGAACGUCUCUUUGUUUCGUAUUGUUGUGCGACUGGCGGAGCCAUGACUGCUGCUCUCACUUUGAAUCGGAUGGUCAAGAACAGCCACGGGUUGGCCGCCCGUCUGGUCCCUUUUGCCGCCAUCGCUCUUGCAAACGCGAUCAAUAUUCCGAUGAUGAGGAGCAAGUGAGAGAGGGACUGACGAUUCUUCAUACGAACUUUGAUUGCAGUGAAGUGACGGAGGGAAUGGAGUUGAGGGACGAAAACGAUGAGCUGGUGGGGAAGUCCCGGCAAAUGGCCGUGCUUUCCAUUUCGCAGGUCACCUUGAGCCGAAUUGCGAUGGCAAUGCCGUACAUGGGUUAGAGAUUCAAUGUUCAUUAUUUUUCUAUAUUAUUAUCGUCCAGUAAUGACGCCGAUCAUCAUGAACCGUAUCACUCGUACUGCCUACUAUCGCACUCGUCCGUGGAUGCAAAAGUACUCGGAGAUUCCCAUACAGACUAUCCUCGCGGGACUCGGUCUCUACUUCACCACUCCUCUCUGUUGUGCUCUUUUCCCACAAAAGAGCUCAAUUGAAGUGAGCAAUUCUUCCAGAAAUCCUCUAUUUUCAUAUCCGUUUCAGGUGUCGAAGCUUGAAGAAUCCGUUCAGAAAGACAUACUUUCCCGUCGAAAUCCCCCGAAAGUCGUCUACUACAACAAAGGACUCUGA
This is a messenger RNA of Caenorhabditis sp. 36 PRJEB53466, 1207 nucleotides long. Lineage: Eukaryota; Metazoa; Nematoda; Chromadorea; Rhabditida; Rhabditidae. The record is from the annotation of a GenBank genome assembly.